Linnemannia hyalina is the source of this 3987-nucleotide messenger RNA. The record is from the annotation of a GenBank genome assembly. Lineage: Eukaryota; Fungi; Mortierellomycota; Mortierellomycetes; Mortierellales; Mortierellaceae.
AUGAAGAGCGACCAGAAGCCGUUCUAUGAUGCAGGGAUCCCCAACCCUAUUAUCCUUCAGAUGAAUUACGCACAGGCCAUCAAACGAUCGCCUCGCGAAGUCGCUGCUGCCAGGGCCGCCGCCGCCUCAGCUUCUUCAUUCACCACCGUCUCUUCCAUUACUACAGCCACAACAACCACUGCAACGACAAAAAACAAGGGUGCCGCCCGCGUAUUACUACAUCCUAUCUGGACAGCACCACGAGGUCGGUCCGACAGCUGCAUGUCGGAUGCGUCUGAUACAGGGUCGACGAUGUCUUCGCCUUCGUCUUCGGUGAGCAAUUCGUCGAAUGACAGCAUCAACCAACUGCCACCUCAGCUUCAGCAGCAGAGAACGAUGACUGUAAGGAACUCAAGUCCUUCGCCAAGUAUGUCAUCUGACAGGUCCUCGUCUGCCAGUGAGCGGAGUCUAGAGAACAAGAGACGCGCAUCCAGGAAAAAGAACCAGAAGCGACGCGAGGUUGCCAAAAAAAACAAGGCCCUCCUCAACGGAAGCAACGCCUCCCUCUUCUCUUCUUCCUCAGACAGCCUCACUGUCGAACGAGACGACAAUACCACAACAACCCUCCAACAAGAACGAGACCACAUGUCGAACACCUCCUCUGCCUCGCUAUCCAUGUCACCACCAAUGUCACCCUCCUUGGCCGAUGAGUCCACGCCGAGUUCAGAUACUUUCGCCGCCAGCACACCCGCAACCUCAUACGAAGGCGAGAUGGACAAGGACGCUGUCCUCGAGGCCAUUGUUGAUAGCAAAGAGCAGGAGACCGUGAACAAUACCUCCGAUACCACCGUUGGCAGUGCACAAGAGGAGCAGAAGACAGCACAAGUUCAAUUGGUUCAGGAGCACGCUGAGCUAUCCUCACCAGCCUCUCAGACGGAGUCUAUUGUUACCAAAAGCCUCGACGAACAGGAGCUCACUCCUUCGGUGGACAACAAAGCAGAGACAGCACUCGACACCCUCCAUACAGUGAUGGAGGAAUCGGAGGGUAAUCUCACCACCGACGCCAAGUCCGCCCCAGUCACUGCCGUCUCCGUUCCACUCGCCCUUGCAGAAGAGAACGUCUGGAUCUCAUCAACAUCACCAGCUGCUAUUGAUAAGGAUAUCACCGAAGUCGAGGAGGAAACGACCCCAACAGAGACGAUGACGACAGCCACAGCCCAAAUCGACCAACAGAGUUUACCACAAACUCUCGUGGAAGUCGAGCACGAGCCAUCUGAGCCUUCCGCAAUCGUCUCUUCAGCCAGCCACAAUGAUAACAAUAUCGGCACCAGCACAGAACCUCAACCCAACUUGUCUUCCUGGGAUGUUGCCAGCGAGAGGGUAGCGACCGUUGCUCUUCAGUGCCUCACCAAGGAGAAGGACAUGGAGCUGUCAUACGUUGCCAUUCUCUCGGCCAUCACAGUGCUCCAGAGCAAGGACCAUCAACCCGACUUCGAGGAUUUGGACCAGUCUCUUACUGCUGAAACGAAGGCAUACAAGGCCAAGGUAGCGGCAGCUUAUUCCCAGAUCUUGGAUAUCCUCUGCAAAUCCGAGGUGGCUGAUAGUCUUGCCAAGGAAACCCUUCGCCAGGGUGUCAUGGCUCCCGAGGAACUCUAUGCCCAGCUCUAUGGAUCAAUUCAACAGGCCGGAUACGAUCUUCAGGAUGACGCACACUUGUCGAUGGCUCAGUACUGGACCGAGAGGAAGAAGAUCGAGGAGGCGCAAGAGUGUAUAUACCGCAUCGACCCCUCUCAAUGGACCAACUCUGUUUACCGCGCCGCCAUUACCUGCCAUGUCUUUGCGAAGCCCCGACAAAGCCAGGAGGCAGAAGGAUUGUUGCAAAAGUACAUCGACUCUCAGGAGGCUUCAAAAGGUCAGGUCGAGGCAGAGUCCAAGAUUAGGACCUGGUACCGACUUCAGCAGGACGCUUCCAAGUGGGAAGAGGUCAAGGCCCAGUACGAGAGACGCCGAGCCCGUCUUGUGGAUGCCCCUGCAAACGUUGAGCGUGUCGAAGCCGAGUCGAGAUUGACACCCCAGGCACUCCAACAAUUGCAGGAACAGCAGCGAUCUCCACAGCGCAUCAAUGGACACAAGCGCAGUGUCUCUAUCGCCUCGUCUACAACCUCGUCCUCUCACCGUCGUACAGCAUCAGGUCAGAUUCCUGGCUCUCCUGUUGGCCAUCAGAGAACCUCGUCAAGUCACCAGAGAACCCCUUCUGGAGCCCUUAACUGGCCCUCUGGUGCAGCAGCGACCCUUAAUGCACCCGAUCCAGCUGCCACCAAGUCUGGAUUUUCUUUCUUGUCGCCCUUCAAAUUUGGAUCCAAGAGCACCAAUGCCGAGGCCACACAAUCCCUUGCCACGCCCACUGCCCUUCCUAGUCGUAUCCAUGUCAGCCGCCAUCUGACUGUCCUGGACAACAACAUGCUGGAGGAAUGUAUUGCGCACAAGGAGUUUGAAUACGGCUGGAAGAACGUCUACGAGCGGAUGGGCCCUUCUCUGGAGGAUGGCGAGACCGCCAAAAUUGCGAUGCGCCUCUGCCGACGUGCCUUCUUGGGCCACAGUGGCAUGUCACCUAACGAGCCUGGAUCGCCCAACAUCGUUGCCAAGGACUUUUCGUUUGAACCAGAAGAUCAGCAGGCCUCUCGAUCCAACCAGGAUCCUGAGCUCUGGGAAGCUCGUGCCUGGGUCAUUUAUAACAAAGCGAUGUUGGGCUCCAACACGUUCCUGUCAAGCAGUUCGUCUGGUGCAGGAUCGACUACUAACGGCGCAAGUGGUGCCUCUCCGGCAAGCAGUGCCGCCAUGUCGGUGUCGGUGUUCAUGCAUGACAUCUUGACCAUCGCCAUUCACUCACCCGAAGUCUCGUCGCGCUAUCUCAAGGCCUUCAAGGUGUACAUUGGAAUGCGUAGCGACGCUCACUUUCACCAACAGCUCCGAGACCCGUUCGUGAUGGGCUUGAUGCUCAAGGCGAUCUACGAUGCUGUCCUCGCGGUCAUCAACAACCCUGACCAACAGCUGCCCAAGACCUCGGAGCAGAAGGCAGAGGCUAAGAAGCACCAUCGUCGGUCGUCGUCGCUGUCGCUGAACCGUGCCCAGCCCAUGACUUUGGGACCUCUGAUGGAUCUUGCCUUUGAGAUCUAUGCCGACAUGCGGAACGUUGGACCUAUUCGUCACCUCCCCUCCUUGGUCAGUCUCGCACCUACGUCGCCGACCAGCAAACACUCCAGGCAGGCCAGCCUCUCCCGGAUCUCGACCAACAGCUCCCGGUCAGCCACCAGCCAAGCUGAGGCUCUCUCAGAGACUGCCACCAGUUCAACCGUGUCUAUUUCUCCUCGGUCCUCGUUCACUGUCUUGUCGAUGCCAGUCUUCCAAGAGCUGAACGCGACCUUGAAGGCGAACCCACAGGCACGUCGAUUGGCACCUGAGCUGUACUUGGCUCUGCUGCAUCUGUGCAUUCACGUUCCUGUCUUUAGGAUCUCGUCGCAGGUUGUCAAAACCAUUGUGAACGACAUGUCGGCCGGUUCUGCACGCCAGGUGCCUCAUCUCGAUCUUCAUCUUGCUGCAGCUCUCCAAAGUUAUCACGACACUUGGAUGUGCUCGGCUGGAGACACCACGCAUGAUGAAGACUAUGACCCCAAUGAUGAUAAGUGUGACUAUCACGAGUGGAUGUACCAGUCUGAGGAGGCCUUUCAGGAUCGACUGAGCAAGAUCAACCGCCUUUCAACCCAGUCUGUGAUGUCGACGGGUUCGGCGACCAGCGGCAGUGGUGGUGUGGAUGCAGCAGUGGAUGAGCUGGAGAAGGAGUUGGAGGAGGCCCAGCUUGCGUUUGGAUCAGGCGUGAGUAGGGAGACGUGUAACGACGAGUUGUAUUGGGAUCUGUGGUCGAUGGAGGACGCAGCGCUGAGGAGUGUGCAGUUUUCGAAGAAGAAGGCGGCCAUGCUCUGGACUCAUGUCUCCAAGGUGCUUUUGUAA